Messenger RNA from Pieris macdunnoughi, 1425 nucleotides. Lineage: Eukaryota; Metazoa; Arthropoda; Insecta; Lepidoptera; Pieridae. The record is from the annotation of a GenBank genome assembly.
AUGACGAAAUUAUCAACUGCGUUUUUGAAACAGCUAUGGCUAACAAUCGCUGCGUCCCUGGCGUUUCUCAUCAUCGGAUUAGUUCGAGGUUACUCUUCAUCUGCCCUUCCAUCAAUAGAGUCACAUGACCCUGGUCUAAUGCAAUCGAGUGAACAAAAGUCCUGGAUUGGUUCAAUCACACCUUUGGGGUCAUUUCUGGGCAGUUUGUUAUCGGGACCUUUAAUGCAUCAUGCGGGUAGAAGACGGACCCUUCAGCUGACAGCACCAUUGUGGGGAGCUGGAUGGCUCAUCCUAGGUUUCGCACCUAAUUUUCCUAUAGUGCUAUUGGGAAGGAUUAUGUCCGGUCUAGGAAUCGGCCUAGUGCUUGCACCCACGCAAGUAUAUGUGAGUGAAUGCUGCGACCCUGAGAUCCGUGGUCGUCUUGGCUCUUUACCUACACUGUCCAUGUCCCUGGGAAUUCUCAUCUCCUACAUCGCGGGCAGUUGGCUUUACUGGAGAUAUCUUGCAUUUCUGUCCGCCACAUUUUGUGCGGCGUUAUUCGUGGUUUUGAUUCGACUACCCGAGUCACCUGUGUGGUUAGAAACCCAAGGCUUAGACAACGAGUAUGCCAUGAAGUGGCUCCAUCUUUCAAAGCAUGCCGUGGCUGCUGUAAAUGGAGAAACACAGGAACCUGUAAAAAGUAUAAGCGGUAACAGCCUCAAACCAGUAGAAGAACCUCCAAAGAGUUUGUUCACGCGAGAGGUGUUCUUUUCGCCUUCAGUAACCAAGCCGCUAAUUAUUGGUUUCGCUUUGUUGUUCCUCCAACAGUUUAGCGGUAUCGACACCAUAAUUUACUUUACCGUAGAAAUCUUCCAAAAUGCAGGCAGCACAUUAAACCCAAUGACCGCAACUAUUAUUGUGGGGGCAGUGCAAUUGUUUAGCAAUGGUAUCAGCACGAUGUUAGUGGACAGAGCUGGACGAAGGCCGUUAUUACUUCUUUCUUCUAUCACAAUGUGCGUUUCGAUGGUUUCAAUGGGAGCGGCUUUUUACUUCGAAUUUGAAAAGGCGUCAUGGCUAGGGUAUCUUCCGAUCAUGAGCCUUGUGGUGUUCAUGUUGGGAUUCUCCCUAGGAUUCGGUGGUCUUCCAUUCCUACUGCUGGGUGAACUGUUCCCCAAACACUACAGAUCGCAGCUGUCUGCAAUGGCAAGCGCAGUGAACUUAUCGUCCAUGUUUGUGGUCCUCAAGUCUUAUCACCCGUUAGAGCAUAUUAUAACAUCUGCUGGUACAUUCUGGAUGUACGCCGCUUUCUCUGGGCUAGCGUUCUUCUUCGUCGUGUUCUUCGUCCCUGAGACCAAGGGAAAGUCCCUCGCGGAGAUUGAGCAGCACUUCAGAGGUAAAAAACACCAGGAGAGCAUUGAUUUGCAAAAUGUUCAAACGAAAUUUUAG